AUGGCAAUGAAUCCGGCCAGCGUGUCGCAGCUGCUCGAAGACAUGGAAAACUGGGACAAGGACAAGCGGUUCAUGGCCGCCUCAGACUUGACACAGGAGGUGACUAUGUCCAAUCAGGUGCUGGACGUGCAUCUCCAGAAGAGAGUAUGUCAAGCUUUUGUCAAGCAGCUGGAGGACCAGAGCAUCGACGUGCAGGGAAAUGCCGUGAAGUGCCUGGCCAAGAUAGUGUGCAAGUUCCAGGAGCAGCAGAUCGGAGAGGUGCUGGCGAAACUUAGCCAGCAAGUUCUGGAUGGCAAGGCUGAGGUUCGGGAUAUCUAUGCGACAUGCUUGAAGGGCUUGUUGUCCGAGCUGCCGGCCUCUUGUAGUGCUCUCGCCUGCCAAAAUGUCCUGCCAAAGAUGUUGCACGGCAUCACAUCCAUUCCUUCGCUAGAGGUCAAGGAAGAAUGUACAGACGUCUUCCAUGAUUUCUUGAAAAGAUUCGGCGACAACCGUAUAAUGCAGUGGUCCGAUCAGGACAACAUGGCGACUUCGCUGCUUAACCUGCUAAAGCCCAAGCAGCACAAGACAUCGCUGCGGAAGAAGGUGAUCGCUUGCAUCGGCGCUCUGUCCGCAGUUCUCGCAGAUCGUCAGCUAGAUACCCUGAUGAGGACGUUGCUUGCCGAUGUUCGACAAGCAGGAUCCAAAUCUGAAAAGCAAAAGUAUAUCCAGUGCAUCAGCACCGUCAGUAGGAAUGUGGGUUUCCGAAUCGGUCAGCACUUGAAAGAGAUCGCGCCGCUCUUCUUCCAAAUCGUGAACCAGGCGACGCAAGAAGACGUCUCCAUGGAGGGUGAUAACGAGAAAGACCACGAGGUUGUAGAGAAUUGCUUGAACGCCUUUGAGUGCUUCGUGCUCCGCUCUUCCAAGGAGAUCAUGCCUCACUUGGACGAGCUUUGUGGGAUCGUUCUCAAUUUGGUGGCGUACGAUCCGAAUUUCUACGAUUCGGGUGAUGGCCAGGAUGCCAUGAUGGACGAUGGCUUUGAGGAGUUCGAUGAAGAUGGACUGGUGGAUUCUGACGAUGAUGACAACUCUUGGAAAGUCCGUCGAGCGGCGCUUAAGGUGCUGGAGGCGAUGGUGAAGGGCCUCCCGGACAGGUUAGAUGAGAUUUAUUCCAAGUUUUCUCAGCCAUUGAUAGCACGCUUCAACGAACGUGAGGAAAGCGUGAAGCUCGAUGUGUUCACCACCUUCGGUGAGAUGGCGCACGCGGCUGUGACGAAGACGCAGCCCUCCUUUCUUGCUGCCACGAGCAUGGAUUCAACGCCUUCAGUGUCAUCCUCCUUUAUAUUGGAGGUUGAGCGUGUACAGCCUCCCAAGGAGCGGCCAACCUCGCAGCAUCUCAUCGCCGUCAUUCCAGCCUGCAUCUCGCAGCUGAACAAGCAGAUGCGCUCUAAGGCAGCAAAAACGCGGCAGGGUGCUUUGACCCUGCUACGGACGCUGUCUGAGUGUAUUCCACAGCAUGUAGAGCCCAAUCUGCCGCAGGUCAAGGAUGAGCUUCUCCGCGCUAUGAAGGAAUCAAACUCCUCCAUGCGACUCGACAGUUUGGUCUUCAUCAGGCACCUUGCAGAGUACUUCUUGACGGCCGCCACUUUUCAGCAACUAGCUCCAGAGCUAUGUCCAUUGUUUUUGACCUGCUGCUCGGACACAUACUACAAGUCGAUUGCGCAGGCUCUGAGAGCCAUCGGGGCCUUUGUUUACACCCUCAGGCCAUCCCCGGAUGCUGCUAGCUCGGAGCUGAAAGUGAUGCUGCCGGUUUACGAAGUACUCAAAAGCAAGCUUCUGGCGACGGAUAUUGACCAGGAGGUCAAGGAAAGUGCGCUGGAGUGUUUGGGCCAUCUGGUUGCGUGCACCGGGGACUUGCCAGACUUCCAGCCUGCCAUUCAAGAUUGUUUGCCAUCUUUUGUGGAGCGUAUCAAAAACGAGGUGACUCGGACGACUGCUAUCAAGGCGUUGAGAACGAUGUGCAUUUCAAAGGUGCAGAUUGCUGCAGUCGGUUCCAUUCUUGCGGCCGUCGGUGGCACCCUGUCGCAAUACCUUAGUCAGAACAGCCGCUCCUUCAGGCAGCAGUGCCUGGAUGCGCUCGUGCACCUUAUCAAGAAGUGA
This is a messenger RNA of Symbiodinium sp. CCMP2456, 2136 nucleotides long. The record is from the annotation of a GenBank genome assembly. Lineage: Eukaryota; Dinophyceae; Suessiales; Symbiodiniaceae.